This is a messenger RNA of Zootoca vivipara (common lizard), 4392 nucleotides long. Its product is annotated as arylacetamide deacetylase-like 4. Gene Ontology annotation, molecular function: carboxylic ester hydrolase activity. The record is from RefSeq and is a predicted model, not a curated record. Gene Ontology annotation, cellular component: membrane. Lineage: Eukaryota; Metazoa; Chordata; Lepidosauria; Squamata; Lacertidae.
GAUUGAUGCGGCAGGAGAAGCUGUCAUAACUAUAGUCCACAGCAAAGUGGAAGGAUGUCCUUUUGCAGGUUCGUAGCAUCUGUUCUUGUUACAGUUUGCAUCUAUCCAGCCUUGUUUUUGGUCUCCACUGUCAUCCACUUUGCCCAAGCUGUCUUGCCUCCUGGAAUUGACCAGCCAUUAAAGCUCCGUCUUGCUCAUAUUAUAUUCAUCUCCCUGUUCCCUCUGGGAGAUAUUGGGAAGAAGCUGGGGCUGUUCUCUAUUUUUGAUGUUUUGAGGCUUGUAGCAAAUGGAAUCCCCCCCUUCCCGGAUGCAUCCCUUCUCAUUCAGAACCAGCAGUUUGACGAGGUGCCAGUCAGGGUUUAUCAGCCUAAAAAAACAACUACUGGAAAAAGGAAAGCUUUCGUUUUUAUUCAUGGAGGGUCUGGUACCUUUGGAAGUCCUGAUGGCUACGAGAGAUUAUUGCGGCAUAUUGCCAAGGAAUGUGGAGUGGUGGUUGUAGCUGUGAGGUAUGGACUUGGUCCAGAGAACCCUUACCCAACCCAGUAUGUUGCAUGUCUCAGGGCCCUUGUCUACUUCAUGAGGAAUGUUGCCGAUUAUCGUGUGGACGCUUCCCGUAUUAUUGUCGGGGGGGACAGCUGUGGGGCCUGUUAUGCCACCCGGGUUUGCCAGUUGCUGGUGGACAGAAAAGAUCUCCCCAAGGUUCAUGCCCAGGUGUUGAUGUAUCCAGGACUGCAGGGAAUGGACUUAAACCUGCCUUCCUAUCAGCAGAACAGUCACGUGCCUAUCUUGUUCAGGCAGCUGGUAGCCCAUUAUGUUUGCCUUUACCUGGCUAAGAAUACUUCCCUUGCAAAUGAUGUCCUGGAAGGCUGCCAUGUUCCUGAGCAUAUCAGACUGAAGUACCAGAAAUGGGUAAAUGGAGACCUCAUUCCUGAAGAAUUCAAAGUCAGAGGCUACAAACCGCAAGACCCCAAAAUACGUAAAUUUAAACCCAAGGUGUAUGAAGAAAUGAAACAAGUAUUGGAGUUGUCAUUUUCACCACUUUUUGCUGAAGAUGCCAUCAUCCGCAAGCUUCCACAGACAUGCAUUUUGACCUGUGAGUUUGAUGUGCUUAGGGAUGACGGGCUUCUGUACAAGAAGCGGUUAGAGGACAAUGGUGUGCCUGUAAAAUGGGUCCAUCUUGCAAAUGGCUUUCAUGCGGUGGCCAUUUCUUUUGGCUAUGGGAUCCUGUCAUUUCCGACAGCAGAUCAGACUGUGAACGGUGUAGUGGAAUUCGUCAAAUCUUUAUAAGGCAAAGGGACAAGGAAACAAAUGGUCUUCUACCACCCUCUCCUGAAAUGCUGAGCCCACAUAAUCUCUAAAGAAGUGAUGUUGGCUAAGGCCCCCUGCCACUCACCAAAAAAACCCAAAACAAAUGUGUAGUACAAAUGGUUGUAUCCCCAUAGCUGCCAAGUUAUCCCUUUUUUAAAGGGAUUUUCCCUUAUGCUGAAUAGGCUUCCUCGCGAGAAAAGGGAAAACUUGGCAGCUAUGGGGAUACAACCAUUUGUACUACACAUUUGUUUUGGGUUUUUUUGGUGAGUGGCAUUAAAUCCAACACAGAGUACACCUAUUGAGAUGAAUGUACAGUACCUAAGUUAGUCAUGCUCACCAAUUUCAGUGUGUCUACUCUGAGUAGGGAUACCAUAAUAGAAACCAAAUUGUUGGCAUACAUCUGUCUCGGGAGACAAUGGAAGAAUGUGCCUUUGAUUGUGAGGUCAAACUGUUGGAAGGUCGCAGUGCCUGCUGUGGCUGUAAGGACUGAUGCAGGAAAGAUAUGUUUUGUUGCAUCUGGGGCAGAUGGAGGCACCCAGUUGUGCCGCUGUAGAUACACCAUGGCGUUUCUUCCCCCAGGGAACAUUCCUCCUCUGCGGUUGUCUGCAAGGGAUUAUCACAUGGCUGGGUUGAUGUUGCCAACCUUCACAUCUUUUUUUGGAACUCUGUCCUGCCAUGUGAUACGCCAAAUCCUCCUGAGACAGUACAUGUGGAAGGUGUCGUGGCAUUGCUCGUAAAGGUUGCCCACGACUCACUUCCAUAAAGCAGCAUGCUCAACACACAAGUGGUCCUGUAUACCUGAAGGAGCAUCUCCACCCCCGUCGUUCAGCCUGGACACUGAGAUCCAGCGCCGAGGGCCUUCUGGCGGUUCCCUCAUUGUGAGAAGUGAGGUUACAGGGAACCAGACAGAGGACCUUCUCGGUAGUGGCGCCCACCCUGUGGAACGCCCUUCCAUCAGAUGUCAAGGAAAUAAGGAGCUAUCCUAUUUUUAAAAGACAGCCCUGUUUAGGGAAGUUUUUAAUAUUUAAUGCUGUAUUGUUUUUAACACUUGAUUGGGAGCUGCCCAGAAUGGCUGGGGAAACUCAGCCAGAUGGGCGGGGUAUAAAUAAUAAAUUAUUAUAAUUAUUAUAAGCUUGGUAGACCUUCAUCUUGGCAUUGGAUCUUAGUAUCAUAUUCUCCCAUACCCUUUUGGAGAGGUGAGCCAUUGCCAUAAUAGCCUUUCCAAUAUACUUGUCCAGCUCAGCAUCAAUGGAGAGGUUGCUGGUCAUGGUGGAACCUGGGUAGACAAAUUUGUCUGCCAUCUUGCCUACUCUGAGCAUAAUAUAAACCAAACAAUGCAUUAUUUAUUCAGGGACAAAACAAGGGCUUUCUUUCACUCUGGUCAAAGACUCUGAUCAGUGCCAUCCCAUGUGUGAUUGCAUGCACAUGUACACACACACACACACACACACACACCCUUCAACAAAUUUGUUCUUGAAGGGCAUAAAAAAAAGCAAUAUGAUAUUUGAAUACACACACACACAAAAAUUUUUAUUGGUUUCCAACAUAAUUUAAGCAACAAAAUAUCCAACAGGAUAUUUGGGGGUGAAUAGGAGUCGCAGGGUAGGGUGCCUGGGAAGGGAGGACAGGGCAGGAGAGAAGCCCAGACAGUAAAAUAGUUGGGAGGCUGAGAGCAGCUAUGGCGCCUUCUGGAGACUUCACCCUGGGCAAAAUUCCUGGCUAAAAUGCCCUUAGUUAUGCCACCGAUUUAUUUCUUUAACAUAUUCCUAUCUGCCUUUCUCCCAAACUGGGAUUCAAGGAAGCUUCCAACAUAUGAGAAACAUUGUAAAAUACAAAGCAAGAAAAACAAACUACUUAUAAGCAAUAAUUAAAAUAAUGUACAUCAGAACAUGGAAGUGAGAGCUGGACCAUAAAGAAGGCUGAUCGCCGAAGAAUUGAUGCUUUUGAAUUAUGGUGCUGGAGGAGACACUUGAGAGUCCCAUGAACUGCAAGAAGAUCAAACCUAUCCAUUCUUAAGGAAAUCAGCCCUGAGUGCUCACUGGAAGGACAUGUCGUGAAGCUGAGGCUCCAAUACUUUGGCCACCUCAUGAGAAGAAAAGAAUCCUUUGAAAAGACCCUGAUGUUGGGAAAGAUUGAGGGCACUAGGAGAAGGGGACGACAGAGGACGAGAUGGUUGGACAGUGUUCUCGAAGCUACGAACAUGAGUUUGACCAAACUGCGGGAGGCAGUGGAAAACAGGAGUGCCUGGCGUGCUAUGGUCCAUGGGGUCACGAAGAGUCGGACACAACUAAACGACUAAACAACAACAACACAUCAGAACACAUUUAGAACCAGCAAUCAAAUUAUAACUUGCCCUGACAGCAGCCCAGCGGUUAGCACUGUCUUCUCCUUAGUUUCCAAAGGCUUCUCGGAACAAGAAUGUCUAAGCCUGCUGGCAGAAGGAUAACGAGGAGCAAGCCGGUCUAAGAGCACUUUGGGGAGGGGAUUCUGCAACACAGGAGCGGCCUCAGAAAGGGGUCUCAUUUGUGUCACCACCCACUGUGCCUCUGAUGUUGACUGGACUAAAAAAAAGGUGAUCACCUGGGCAGGUUCAUACAGGGAAUCUUUCAGGUAGCAUGGGAUAAGUCAUUGAUCCAUCAGUCCUAAGCCUGCCUUGAGCAUCAGAGCCUACCUGCAAACGCUACUGUAUAAUCCAGUGGUUCUCAAAGGGUGUGGCAUACCACACUGGUGUGGCAAGAGAGGAUGGCAAGUGUGGCAGGAAGAAUCCAGAACGGUCAAAGAAACAUUGAAAUAUUUCAGUGUAGUAUAGUGUAGUAUGAAAAUAAUUUUGUUUAGUUGAAGAAUAUGGAGAGUAGGGUGGGUCAUAAAAAACUUUUUUUGGAAAAUGUUUCCUCCCUUGAUCUUAUAUCAGGCGUAUGGUAUAAACAUACGGUAGUUGAAUUUCAAAUUUGGGACAAAUCGGUUAAUAUUUAGACCCUGCUCCUACAGAAUGAAAUUUUGCCUCACUACGAGUGAUGAAAACAUAGGAAUUUGACUCAUUUAUUCUCAGUAUGUUAAAUUGUGAACUAAUAAACAUAAAUUUUA